AUGCCUGAGUCGCAGACGACCCCGGACCAGGUCUCCAUCGACGACCUGACUCCCGAGGAGGCCAACCGCAUCAUCCACUCUCAUCGCAAGGUCCGCUAUGGCACAGCAUGCUGGCCCUGUCGCCAGCGCAAGGUGAAAUGUGACAACAAACAGCCUUGCGAAAACUGCGUCAAGCGCGAACACCCUCAACUGUGCUCAUACAAGCCGAACCGCAACGGCUCUCACGGCACUCACAACAAACCCGCCGGCUCCGUCACCACCGAGGGCGGCAGCGUCCAAGGCGGCAACGCCACCUCCACCACAGCCACCGCCAACAACCGCAAAAGGCCUCACUCACCCGAAGGCCCCGGUGCCGACGCCGCCGCCGGCGCUCCCCCGUUAAAGCAGGAACCCGGCAGCGCGACCUGGCCGCGUACGGCCAUCGGUAAGUCCUCUGCCUCUGCCUCCGCAGCCUCAGCCUCUGCCUCAGCACCGUCUGCAUCCAACCCCGGUGGCUUGGGACCUAUGCCGUCGUUCUUCUUUUUGGGCAGCGGUUCGUAUACUAAUCCAACGUCCUCUUCGGGCGGAGCAGUCGCGGCCAGCGUGGAUGAAACCGAGGCCCCCGAGGCCGUCACCCGCUACCUCGGCCAGAACAGCAUCCCCUCUCUGCUCCGUGAGCAGUCCGCUGCCAAUGAGCUGCAGGAGGGCGUCGACAUCCGCCAGGACAUGAGGUCCAUACUCGGCCUCGACACGUCGGCGCCCUUCCCGCUCAUGUCGUCGAAGCACCUCGACAGCCUAACGAGGGAAAUCUCCGCGGAGUUGCCCUCGGAUCGAGAAGUCAUGAAACUCUUCCGCACAUAUAAAGAAACACCGCAGCAGUUUUGGGGAUUUGUCGUUGAUAUCGACGACCUCGAGUCCAAACUUAUGGUCUAUCUCGAAGACAGGGCACGCAACGCCAGCAACGCGACGAGAACGCCCAAGCCGGUAUCGGCAUCAUGGCUCGCCAUCCUCUUUGCCCUCUUAGCCGUCGGCUCACAGUACCACGACUCGCCGUACCACAUCCGCACGCGAGACUCGCAAAAAUACAUCCAAAUAUCCUUCCACUUCUUGAGGCUCGGAAAUUUCCUCCUGAGACCCACAUUCGACUCCAUCCAAGCACUGCUACUAACCAGCUUCGUUCUUCUGAAUGACAUGAAGGCCGAGGCAUCAUGGGCUCUGCUUGGUCUUACAUGUCGACUCGCCCAGUCCCUCGGCCUUCACCGUCCCAAUCCUUCAGAUGGUAGAGACAGCGCUCGUAACGAUGGCCAGUCCAAGGAGAUGAUCCGCCGCAAGCUGUGGUGGACCUGCGUAUGGCACGACACCCUCACAUCGCUUUCUUUCGACCGCCCGCCCAUGACCAACAUCCCCUGCUGCCCGAUCCCGACAGUCCACCACACCAUCGCCGGCGAGUACGGCUACCUCGACACCAUGUACCACCUCUGCGAAAUUAUCUCACGCCGACUGAACCCGGACGUCGCCACCACCGUCUCGUACGAGCAAAUGGUCGAGAACUGCGAGGCCGUCGAGAACCUCCGCAACAUGGUCGCCCCGAACAUUCGCAUCAAGGAACAAUGCAAGACAGCCAUCGACCGCCUCCAGCACUACGCCGUGCGUCUGCACACCUCUUUCGUCAUCUCCGUCUGCUGCCGUCCCGCGUUGCGAAGGGACUGCACCAAACUCACACCCGAGCAAAAGCGCCACCUGUCCGACAAAUGUCAACACAACCUCGCCGAGACGGUCAAGAUGUUCCUGGCAAUGCACCAACUCUCCGUCAUACCCACUCGCAGCUGGGCGUUCACCUACCACGGUCUGUCCUCGGCCCUCCUCCUCGGCAUCUUGGGCGAGACCAAGAACAGCCCUGAAGUGCGUCAACUACAAGGCGACCUCAUCGCGGCGCUGUCCGCGACGGCGGCGAAAGAGGCCACCUCGCCCUCGGCGCACAUCCCCAAGACGGACAAGGAUAUCGAGCUGUCUGGUCCGUUGUGGAGGGCGCUCACGGCGCUGCGGAACAUCUACGAGCACGGCACCAUCAUGGGCACGUCUCAAAAGAAGGACUCGGACUCCAGCGGUACCGGGAGCGGGGCGAGGACACCGCUGCCCCCGAUGCUCAUGGGACCGAUGGGAGCCAACGGCAACGGCAAUGGUAACGGUGUGAAUAAGGCGUUCGGUAUGGAUCCUCACCAGGACGCUGCAUUGGCUAUGGCUGAAAUGCAGAAUGGUACGGCCAUGGCAGAAUACAAUCCCAACAUGGCGUAUCCGCCAGUAAGCAUGGACAACAUCGCCAACCUCGACCCGUCGACGUACAUGUCGCCCAUGGACCUUUACGAAUCUAUCUGGUGGGAAUCACCGGAUCCCUGGAACUCGGGCGUCGACACGAUGAACUUCGACUUCGUAGCCCAACCCCCACCCGGGCAGCCUCAGCAACAGUACUACUUUUAA
This is a messenger RNA of Colletotrichum karsti, 2457 nucleotides long. RefSeq lists its product as uncharacterized. The transcript is spliced from 6 exons. Bases 1 to 2457 code for a protein of 818 amino acids. Gene Ontology annotation, molecular function: DNA-binding transcription factor activity, RNA polymerase II-specific; carboxy-lyase activity; DNA binding. NCBI's taxonomy places the organism in Eukaryota, Fungi, Ascomycota, Sordariomycetes, Glomerellales, Glomerellaceae. The record is from RefSeq and is a predicted model, not a curated record. Gene Ontology annotation, biological process: DNA-templated transcription; regulation of DNA-templated transcription.